This is a messenger RNA of Phalaenopsis equestris, 1055 nucleotides long. RefSeq names its product single-stranded DNA-binding protein WHY2, mitochondrial. The transcript has 8 exons. Gene Ontology annotation, biological process: defense response; regulation of DNA-templated transcription. The record is from RefSeq and is a predicted model, not a curated record. Gene Ontology annotation, molecular function: single-stranded DNA binding. NCBI's taxonomy places the organism in Eukaryota, Viridiplantae, Streptophyta, Magnoliopsida, Asparagales, Orchidaceae. The coding region runs from base 212 to 916 and encodes 234 amino acids.
ACGUCUGCGAGGCAACUUCUCAACGUCAACUUCCGCUUUCGACAAACUUCUGCACAAUGCUCCGCCACUUCUUCUCCCUUCGCAGGCAUGCCAUUCUAAACCCUAACCUAAAACCCUAAACCCCAACCCUAAAAGUCGUGAGUGCAUUCGUCUCAUUAGUAAAAGCACCUUUUCCUCAUUUACUUGAUGUGCUGACCUCAUCGAACUUCACAUGAUUAUGGAUUCAGUACUUCCGAGGCAGGCAAUUUCUUCAAGAUUUUUCACUGAGAAACUUAGUUAUGUCAGAGAUGUUUCAUGGGCAUAUAAUUUAGUGUCUGAGCGUGGUAUUUCAACUACUGGGUCAGAGCGUAGUUCGGGAAAGGCAUUUGCUGAUUUUUCUAUUUUUAAAGGAAAAGCUGCACUUUUACUGUCUCCUGUGCCUCCAACAUUCAUUAAGAUGGAUUCUGGACAUCAAAGAGUUGAUAAAAAGGGUGUUAUUUUGAUGAAGUUCAUCCCAGCUAUUGGUCAACGGAAGUAUGAUAGUGAGAGGAAACAGUAUUUUGCUUUGUCAGCUACUGAAGUUGGAUGUUUGAUUAGCCUUGGCCCUGGUGAAUCUUGUGAGUUCUUUCAUGAUCCUUCAAUGAAAUCAAGCUUGGAAGGACAGGUGAAAAAGACAUUAACCAUUUCUCCACUUAAUGAUGGUAGUGGCUAUAUCUUCAAUCUGUCUGUCAUGAAUGCUGUUCUGAAAACUAACGAACGCCUUUCAUUACCUGUAACUAAGGCCGAGUUUUGCGUGAUGCGGACGGCUUGCGGUUUUGUGCUGCCGCUCAUCAUGGGUUGGGACCGAGUCAUUGGACCGCACGUGGAUCGAGCGGAUCAUGGUUCGUCCGAGCAAAGUGUGGUAAAGAUGGAUCCUGAUUUGGAGUGGGAAAGAUGAAAGGUGCAAAAUCUUAAUCUUAGUUUCAGUUUGUACUGUGAUGCUUAAAGUUUUAAUUAGUAUCAUGAUUAAAUACUGUUCAGGUAAUCAACUCGGUGUAAUUUUGAAAUUGGUAGAACAUAUGAAUUGUAUUUUUGUU